Cebus imitator (Panamanian white-faced capuchin) is the source of this 516-nucleotide messenger RNA. Its product is annotated as alpha-tectorin-like. Lineage: Eukaryota; Metazoa; Chordata; Mammalia; Primates; Cebidae. The record is from RefSeq and is a predicted model, not a curated record. The transcript has 3 exons. The coding region runs from base 1 to 465 and encodes 154 amino acids.
AUGGUUUACACCAUAGUUAUUGGGCAAGUGUGGCCUGCAGAGCUGGCCUGUCCUCCCCAUAGCCAUUACAAGCGCUGCGGCUCCUCCUGUCCCAGCUCUUGUGCCGGGCCUGCCCGGCCUGACAGCUGCUCGACUCCGUGCCAGGACGGCUGCCAGUGUGACCCAGGCUUUGUGUUCAGUGGCACUGACUGCGUGCCCCCCACUGAGUGCGGCUGCUCCACGGGGAGCAACUUGUACGUCGCCUGCUUUGAUGGGAAGAGUGUUGAGUUUCCAGGCACUUGCACUUCUGUUUUUACCAAGUCCUGUGGCCCCUUUUCAAGCUGGAACUUGGGAAGGAGAAGAAGUCCUGCAGCCCCAGUGUGUUCACUUCAAAGAUGUCUAUCAAGGUUCAUGGGGCCCAGGUUUGUCAGCAGAGAGAGCCCUGACUUGGCCGAGGUUUGCUUAGGGCGUGGCAGCUUCGGAUAAAGGCAGGACUCCGCCUGGCAGCCCCGACUUCUGGAACCUCUGAUCAGCCUG